Hyalella azteca is the source of this 1593-nucleotide messenger RNA. RefSeq lists its product as uncharacterized. The record is from RefSeq and is a predicted model, not a curated record. Lineage: Eukaryota; Metazoa; Arthropoda; Malacostraca; Amphipoda; Hyalellidae. Gene Ontology annotation, molecular function: protein binding. Bases 1 to 1593 code for a protein of 530 amino acids. The transcript is spliced from 9 exons.
AUGUCGUCCUUAAAGGAAGCUUUAGGACGACGCGCCCUCGUCCAGACCCACGUCAGUUCAUCCACUCCUAAAUCCAGUGGCUCGUCACAGCGUUCAUCCACGUCAUAUUGGCUCUCGUCGAGCACGUCGACUGAUUCGUCGAGCGAUUUUAACAUCUCGAGGGCGGCCACAAAACUUGCCUUCGAGAUCUGCAUUGAGGAAGAUCCUGAGGCCUGGGAGGGGUCCGGCGAGACCGCUGAACUUCGUCAGGUUAUCAGUGAUGGUCAAAAGCCAGAAAGAAAGUUGUGCGAGACUCCCUCAGUUGAGGACAAAUCAACAGGACCUCUGAGCCCUCGGCAGACGACAGACCUUCAGGCCGUCAGCCACGGCAAGGCCGUCUUACCGUAUUUGGGUAAAGACAAAACCACCGUUGUCAACUACCGAGUUUCUGUCGACAAAAGGGAUGCCGAAACUGUGCAGAGCGUGUCUUCGUUCAGUCCUGCAGUCCACAAGGUUCAGGACUUGCGGCAACCCACGUACAGUCUCUGGAUGCUGCAACCAACCAUCAGGAAGGCUUGGCUUACCUCCACACUCACCAUCCUCUAUAAGUUUGACUGCGACGAGAGCUACCUGAAGGGGCAGGUGGUGAGUCUGGUGCUCAUCACACUCAACACUCUGGACCGCCACUACCACAGAUGCCGUGUGGACCACACCACAGCCGUCACCACAUCUUCAAUUCAUUACCCUAGAGAGACGAGCCUGGGCUCGUUGGGUGGGGACGUGGAUACCGUGGAUGAGGGGGGAGACAGGAGCCCCACGGCGGGCAUUGGUGCCCCAGCUGCCGGGGACGAAACAACGCCUCUUCCCCCCAGCGAGGGUAGUCGUGGGGACGCUCCUGAGCUCGUCCUCACCCAGGUUUUAUCCCCAGAAGAAGGGGAAACUUACGCCCCAGUCGUGGCGACAAUCGUCACCGGACAAGACGGCUGCGCAAAAGUGCAGCUGAACGCCUCUUUCAGCGAAGAGGCGCAGGAGGAUUCGGCCCCAGAAGACAUUUGGUACGACGCCGACUGCCUCAAGACGCUGCCUGACGAAGGUGAGCUGAAAGCCGAGACGUGCAGCACAGAAGACGUGCAGUUUGCGGUUGCCAAAGAAAUCUCGGCACCAACGCCCCACGUCAGAGACUCGUCCACGGCGGUCACGUCAGUCAUGGCGUCGCAGAUACAAGCUUUUGACGACUCCUUUACGGUCAAGAUUCACAAUGCGGAGCUUGCAGACGACGACGACUCUGGCCUGCAGCGGCUGAGCGAACAGGCGCUCCAGGGACUCAGGAGAGAAACUCCUGGAGACGGCGACGAGACGAUGUCGUCCUUAAAGGAAGCUUUAGGACGACGCGCCCUCGUCCAGACCCACGUCAGUUCAUCCACUCCUAAAUCCAGUGGCUCGUCACAGCGUUCAUCCACGUCAUAUUGGCUCUCGUCGAGCACGUCGACUGAUUCGUCGAGCGAUUUUAACAUCUCGAGGGCGGCCACAAAACUUGCCUUCGAGAUCUGCAUUGAGGAAGACUCGGAGGCCUGGGAGGCGUCCGGCGAGAGCAACAAUAUUUGUGGCCAGUAA